AUGCGGUACCAAACUGAGGAAGAAGUGAGGAAAGAUUUGGAUGAAGCAACCAUGCUUUAUCUAAGCUGUCCAGACCCGACGGAAGCGGCAGCCAGAAGACAAAGGGUUUUACUCUCCGAUGUUAACGGACAGACCGAGGAAACCACAGCAGCUAUUAUGAGAGCUCAUGGUCUCCCCACUGAUCACAUGACAAUUCAAACUCAUAAAAGGCACGAGGAAGCGGAACAUGCAAGAGAACGAGUCCUACAAGAGUUACACUCGGCAGCCUUACAGUACAUGAGCAGUGCAAACCCAACAGAAGCUGCAGCUCGAAGGCAAAGAGUCACACUAGGGGAUGCUGAAGGCCAAACAGAGGACACGGCUGCAUCAAUCUUGGCUGCAGAAGAGGACCAGAGAAGAUCCCUGUCUCCUUGGGAAAGAGGGAUCAUCCCUGUGAGCCCACCAGGAAUUGAUUUCGAAACGGCAAUGCAAAAUGUGAGCUGUGAUGAACUCCCAGAACCUGAGCACAACAAAGAUAUUGAAAGACAAAAGAAGGGAGAGGAAGUAAAUCACCAGAAAGUAAGAAACGAAAGAAAGCCUCUCCAAAAAUCAAGAGCAAAGCAUUAG
Eruca vesicaria subsp. sativa (arugula) is the source of this 606-nucleotide messenger RNA. NCBI's taxonomy places the organism in Eukaryota, Viridiplantae, Streptophyta, Magnoliopsida, Brassicales, Brassicaceae. The record is from the annotation of a GenBank genome assembly.